CGCCAGCAGGGCGUUCUGCGCGCCGCGCGGCGCCACUCCGCACCCUGGCCAGCGCCGCGGGCGGAGCGAGGGCCCCACCCACUGAGCUGCGCGUCGCGGGCGGCCCCGCACGCUGAGCACUCCGCCUGCCGAGCGGCGCCGGGCCAUGUACUCGGGGAACCGCAGCGGCGGCCAGGGCUACGGGGAGGACGGCGGGCCCGAGGGUCCCGCGCCGGCGGGGACGCGGAGCCCCGCGCCACUCUUCAGCCCGGGCACCUACGAGCGCCUGGCGCUGCUGCUCGGCUCGGUUGGGCUGCUGGGCGUCGGCGACAACCUGCUGGUGCUCGUCCUCUACUACAAGUUCCAGCGGCUCCGCGCUCCCACCCACCUCCUCCUGGUCAGCCUCAGCCUCGGCCACCUGCUGGUGACCCUCUUCGGAGUCACCUUUUCCCUCGUGUCCUGCCUGAGGAGCGGCUGGGCGUGGGACGCCGUGGGCUGCGCGUGGGACGGGUUUAGCGGCAGCCUCCUGGGGAUUGUUUCCAUUAUCACUCUCACCGUACUGGCCUAUGAACGUUACAUUCGUGUGGUGCAUGCCAGAGUGAUCAGUUUUUCCUGGGCUUGGAGGGCCAUCACCUACAUCUGGCUCUACUCACUGGCGUGGGCAGGAGCACCUCUCCUGGGCUGGAACAGGUACAUCCUGGACAUCCAUGGACUAGGCUGCACUGUGGACUGGAAAUCCAAGGAUGCCAAUGAUUCCUCCUUCGUGCUCUUCUUGUUUCUCGGCUGUCUGGUAGUGCCACUGGGAAUCAUAGCUCACUGCUACGGCCAUAUUCUGUAUUCUGUUCGAAUGCUUCGUUGUGUGGAAGAUCUUCAGACAAUCCAAGUGAUCAAGAUUUUAAAAUACGAAAAGAAAGUAGCCAAGAUGUGCUUUUUGAUGGUUUUCACCUUCCUGACUUGCUGGAUGCCUUAUAUUGUGAUCUGUUUCUUGGUGGUCAAUGGUUAUGGACACCUGGUUACUCCAACAGUAUCUGUCAUUUCCUAUCUCUUUGCUAAAUCAAGUACUGUAUACAACCCAGUCAUUUGCAUCGUCAUGAUCAGAAAGUUUCGAAGAUCCCUUUUGCAGCUCCUAUGCUUCCGACUGCUGAGAUGCCAGCAGCCUGCUAAUGACCUACCAACAGUGGAGAGUGAAAUGCAAGUCAGACCCAUUGUGAUGUCACAGAAGGAUGGGGACAGGCCAAAGAAGAAAGUGACUUUUAACUCUUCUUCUAUCAUUUUUAUAAUCACCAGUGAUGAAUCUCUAUCAGUUGAUGACAGUGAUAGAACCAGUGGGUCCAAGGUUGAUGUAAUCCAAGUUCGUCCUUUAUAG
Castor canadensis (American beaver) is the source of this 1345-nucleotide messenger RNA. It is a transcript of the gene Opn3, whose product is annotated as opsin 3. Gene Ontology annotation, cellular component: membrane. Gene Ontology annotation, molecular function: G protein-coupled receptor activity. Gene Ontology annotation, biological process: G protein-coupled receptor signaling pathway. NCBI's taxonomy places the organism in Eukaryota, Metazoa, Chordata, Mammalia, Rodentia, Castoridae. The record is from RefSeq and is a predicted model, not a curated record.